Exophiala bonariae is the source of this 834-nucleotide messenger RNA. RefSeq lists its product as uncharacterized. The transcript has 3 exons. NCBI's taxonomy places the organism in Eukaryota, Fungi, Ascomycota, Eurotiomycetes, Chaetothyriales, Herpotrichiellaceae. Bases 1 to 834 code for a protein of 277 amino acids. The record is from RefSeq and is a predicted model, not a curated record.
AUGCUCGGCCAGGCCGGCCCUCUUGGCUGCCCUAACGUCAACGGCCAACCUGAUGUUACCUGUCUUUGCUCCAACGUCAACUUCGGUUAUGGUAUUCGGGAUUGCGUCAGUCAGGCCUGCCCAGCUGGCACUGAUACUGCUUCAAUCAUCACCUUCGGUUUGACCUAUUGCGCCUCUGCCGCCUCAGGUGCCUCGUCAUCCGUCACCCUCAGCGCAACCCAAGCCUUGACACAAUCUGGAGAAGUUACCGGAACUGCAGCUGGUGGCGCCAGUGGCAGUGGCAGUGGUUCUGGCUCUACGGCAACUGGCAGUGAGGCCAGUCGCUCAGCCAUCAGCACUGCACCGGUCCUUACCACUAUCACCACCGAUGGCAGCACAAUCACCAGCACUGUCGGCAGCACAACCAUCUUCGGUGGCGCUGGUGGAGCAGCCGGUUCUUCAGUCCCUGUCACCACCGAGGCUGUUUUGACCACCAUUACCACUGAUGGAAGCACCAUUACAAGCACCAUUGGCAGCACUACCUUGUUCAGCGAAGUCAGUGGAGCCGCCAGCUCUGCCGCUUCUGGAGCCAGUGAAUCUGCCGCAUCUGCCGCAUCCAGCGCAUCUGCUGCCGCCAGCUCUAUCGGUUCCAGUGCCUCUGGUGCUGCAAGCUCAGCCUCCGAAUCUGCCGCAUCUGUUGCAAGCUCUGUGAGCUCCAGAAUUGGAAGUGCAACCAGCUCUGCCGGUGCCGCAGCUUCUUCCGCCACAUCAGGUGGUGCCGCUGCUCCUCAAAUGACAUUUGCUGCUCAAAAUAUUGCUGGCGUUGCUGGUCUCGCCGCGAUCAUGUUGUUGUAA